AUGGCUCGUACAAAGCAGACAGCUCGCAAAUCUACCGGUGGCAAGGCGCCGCGGAAACAGCUGGCCACCAAGGCAGCCCGCAAGAGCGCGCCGGCCACCGGAGGCGUAAAGAAGCCUCAUCGCUACCGGCCAGGCACAGUAGCCCUAAGAGAGAUCCGGCGCUACCAGAAGUCCACCGAGCUGCUGAUCCGCAAGCUGCCGUUCCAGAGGCUGGUGCGCGAGAUCGCUCAGGACUUCAAGACCGAUCUGCGCUUUCAGAGCUCGGCUGUGAUGGCACUGCAGGAGGCGUGCGAGGCCUACCUGGUGGGGCUCUUCGAGGACACCAACCUGUGCGCCAUCCACGCCAAGCGCGUCACUAUCAUGCCCAAGGACAUCCAGCUGGCCCGCCGCAUCCGCGGCGAGAGACCUAGACUUAGGCAAGACUCCACCUUGCCCGAGAAACUUGUUGAGCUCCUUGUUGAGAAUGGCCAGCAGCUGCAGAUGGCGCGGAGUGAUGAGCAUCUUGUUGCGCGCCGCGUUGCCCGCCAGCUCCAGGAUCUCGGUGGUCAGACUCUUAUCUACACUUACUACUGCAAGUGUUUAUAUGAAAAUAUUAACUUUACUGGUGUAGUGCACCCUGAUUCUUCCAGUAUGUCUGGUCGCGGCAAAGGCGGGAAGGGCCUAGGCAAAGGCGGCGCCAAGCGCCACCGUAAGGUGCUCCGCGACAACAUCCAGGGUAUUACUAAGCCUGCCAUCCGGCGCUUGGCUCGGCGUGGUGGCGUCAAGCGUAUUUCCGGCCUCAUCUAUGAGGAGACGCGUGGUGUGCUCAAGGUCUUCCUGGAGAAUGUGAUCCGUGAUGCUGUUACCUACACGGAGCACGCCAAGCGCAAGACAGUCACGGCUAUGGAUGUGGUUUAUGCGCUCAAGCGGCAAGGACGCACCCUCUACGGCUUCGGCGGCUGA
This is a messenger RNA of Orycteropus afer afer, 942 nucleotides long. The record is from RefSeq and is a predicted model, not a curated record. NCBI's taxonomy places the organism in Eukaryota, Metazoa, Chordata, Mammalia, Tubulidentata, Orycteropodidae.